CCCGAAUAAAGCUUCCUUUCUCUUGCUGCGCCUCAGCAUUUUUUUCCUGCUAGUGCUAGAUAAAACAACUAAUUAGUUGGCUUUCUUCUCGGUGGCCGGUAUUUACCCCGUGCUUGAUUUCCUAUUUCUUUCUUAUCUUCCGAUGUAGUUUUGGUUCGUCGCGAUCAACCAAACAACGCAAAAACACAUACAAAAUGGCACGGCAUGGAAUUACAACCACGUUGGACGAUGAUGCAGCCUCCUCCUUUUCCUUCUGGGUUGUCCGGGAAGACAAGAUCGGUGCGUGGUUGGGAACGAGACCCACCCCCGCUGGGAUGGACGAUGCGGGCGAAAGAUCUGCGGCCGCGGCAGCAGACGAGAUUCUCGAUAAGAACCUCCUGCGAAGUGGCAACGGCAGCUGCGAUGACGCAAAGAUCUGCUUGAACGAGGAGGAACGUCUCUUGUUCUCGGAAAAAGUAUGUGAACAAAUGUUGCAGCCGGGGGCGCCUCCACAAGUGCACGUCGAGCGUCUUCCUGAAGGCGAGGAGCACAGCACUUCUGUAGGAGGUGUGGCACCAUCCUCUCCCGCUCCGCUGGGACAAGCGUCAGACCGGGUCUUUUUCUGCCGCAAGGACCGCGUGUUGUGCGUGCGACACCACUCUCACUCAAGAACCUUAGACACCAACUUCAUCUCGGCGUUUCUUGGUGAUACGUCGACUGGAGCUACUCAGCAUCACCUUAUUUCUCCGGAAAAGUUCGAUGUGGAAAUCCGCCGCGAUCGGGACCGCAUCCUGGUCACGUUUGCCGAUGGUGACGGAGAGGAAGAGAUGCGAAAAGACUACAAAAAAUUGCGGAAGCGCAAGGAGGGCGCAAAGAGCAAGCACUUUUUUCUUGACCCACAUAAAAAAUACAAUGCGCGAGCGGCCAGCUUCUGGCGACGUCCCUCUUUCGCAACGACGAAUCAUCCCACAUGGAAGCGAGAAACCUGGACUCGGAAUAUUGAACUUCGAGAAUGGGAAUUGUGUGAUCCAGAAGAAGCAGGCACAGCUAGGGAGCUGGAGGAACUCCUGGCCUUAGAAGUUCUCCAUCAGCAGCGCAGUGCCGACAAUGGCGUCGUCUCGCGGGGGCCCUCGUCGUGUCUGUCGUCCGCAGAACCAGCAAUGUUUCGGCUCCUGUUCCGACCUCGAGAGCGCUGGUUUCGGCUCUGGCUGUGCAGCGCGAUCCAAAAUUUUCGUUCUAACGGCUGGCACCACUUUUUACCUUCGGCGGCACUACAAACUCACUUCGACAGACUCAAAGGAAAAUUAUCGUCUCAUGCGAACGAGGAAGCGCCGGAUUAUAAUUGUACAAAAAAUGUGCAGCUGACGCGCGGAACAUGCGGUACAUUCGCUUCGCAAGACGAGCGCGCUCUUCACGACUGGAAGGUCACUGCUAUUGUACGACAGGAGUGUUCCGACGCCUACUGGCUUCGCUCCAUCGUAGAAAAGAAGCUUCAAAAAGACCCCAAACAGAACUGGCCGCAACUGGCCAGGUCGUUGGCUGGCCACGCACGGGUGGCGCCGUUUUUCUACCACCCGCAACAUGCGCGCGCGCUGCCGCUGUUCCUGCGAAGCCACCACUUCCUUUCGCCGACCGGGACGAGACGCUUCUACUACAUCAAAACCGUCGUCGUCCAGGUGCUUCCACGCUCUUGUCUCGUGGGCACGACGCUCGGGUCGGGAAAACUCCAGAAAUACGCGCAAAUCUGCGGUGUGGGAUUCGUCAAUGUUUUGCUCAUUCGGAACAACGACAUUGAACACCAAAAGAUGAUGAACGCUCCAUCGGCCGCGGACGAACAAGGCGGCGCCCGGAGGACGACAGACGAGGAACACUUAGUCCAGAGGAACGAUUCAGCUGCUGCACACGACCGUGCACCUGCUUCUUCGAGCCAAAGCGAAGAACUAGAUGAUGAACAAUCUUUCCGAGAAGGACCUACCUCGCGUCACACGUUCGUGAUGGACACGCAGAAAAACACGAUCGUGGAAAAGAAUGCGGUGCUCUUUCUCCACGUGCAGGCAUCAACCGUUCCCGGCGAGGACCAACCCUUGCAGAUGUUUCUGGCGCAGCUUGAUCUCCGCCGCCUACGCUACCGCCGCCUGCCCAUGGAACGUUUCCAGAUCCCGUACCGCCUCAAAUUGUCACCGGAGUUAGGAGCAUCUUCUGGUGCAGCAGCUGCAGUAGGAGGGAAAAAUUCAAGGGGGGAAAGUAGAAGUGCUAGCCGUGAUGAAGAAGAUCCUUCCACUUGCUCCUCCUAUACAGGGAAAUUCCAUAUCAUCGACCCGAGCUAUGCACACCACGACCCGAGCUCAAGGCAGAUGACGUUGAGGACCACCGCGACCGACGACCAGUCGGUCGCGUUGCCGCACAGCCACACGAUUCCCUUUCGCCAGCAGCUGGGGGUCAACCUCCCCGGGGCCUUUGACUUUGGCGACUGCGCCUCGCCAGCCGAAGACCUGCCGGCGCACUUCCUGGUGCAGCCGACAACCACACUGCGACCCGGAACAUCGUUCGUACUCACGGUCAUGAUCCCGCAAAACGAGCAUUUACUACCGGAGGACGAGGAGUACUGCGAAUCGCACGACUGCCGCUCGCGGGAAACGGAGCUCCAAAAGGUGUUGUGCAACGCGGACAUUCUGGGCCGUUUUUUGACCAGGAUUGAGGAAAACUGAGCGGAUUCAUCGUUUUCAAAGAGAAACAAAGAAAUCCAAAUCCGAGGUGGAAAAAACAAUUUAGCAGAUGAGAACUAGAACAAGUAGACCUAUUGCGAGAUGACCCGCUUUGCUCUGCAAUACUGGUUGAUGUUGAGCGAUUCCCAUUCACGAUCAAUACAAAUCCCUACUUGCUGUUGGUACAUCUGAAAGUGCAUCUUCAGCAAGUGUGGUGUGAAAAAAAGACCUCCACGACAUGUAUUUUCUGGCCACUGCCGUUGG
Messenger RNA from Amoebophrya sp. A120, 2948 nucleotides. The record is from the annotation of a GenBank genome assembly. NCBI's taxonomy places the organism in Eukaryota, Dinophyceae, Syndiniales, Amoebophryaceae.